CUACUUGCCUUUGGAACGCUUUGUCUUGGAGACCGUUCUGUAUCCAGAUCGUUGGACUUUGUCUUCGGAGUCGCUGGAGUUUCAUGACUUGUUGCAAUCGGUCGGCAUAGAAGGAAGGAGUUUCUGCAGUUCUCCCUUCAGGCCAUCAUUGGAUAGAAUCAGUUCCCACGCACGUGCAAGGUGCGUAAGAAUAAAAAGAAGAUCAGCAGCAUGCAGACCUAGGUCUGGCGGCAGCUGAAGCGGUACGUGCCAUGCAGUGCAAGCCGAGACCGACAAGUCUCUUCGGUCACGUGGAGCCGCUGAAGACUCUGGUGUGGAUGUCUAAGUAUUAGACCUUUCUUUUUUCUUUGUUUCUAAGAGCGAUGGCCUCCAACCUACUACUUCUGGUGCGGAAGAAUGCCUUGCUCCUUUCAAAAAAAAAAUAUCCUAGCCCGGAUGGUAUGUGUGCGUUUGUUUUGGAGUUCCUUUGAAAAACAUGCGAGUCGCGCUUGUCGUAAUUUCACAGGGACAAAAUUGAGCGCUCAAUGCCUCGUAAAAAAUGCUCUCAAGGUAGUAUUGAAACGUGUACGCCACUGACAUUUUUGGGUCCUGACCAUGUGAGAUGAAAUUGCAAUUGCACAGGACGUUUAACAGGGUCGCUACCUAGUUUCAGAACCCUGUAGUGGCUGUGUCCUGGAAUCGUGCGCUGCAUAUAUGUAAUGUGGACCUAGAUCAUGUUUGCCAUCAAUGUGGACCAACCAAACUGGGAAUCCUAAAUCGAAACUGGAGGAUGACAUUGAAACAUUUGGUUUUCCCAGCGGCAUUUAUGUAUGUGUCUCUAACAUAUACAUCCAUACAUGCAUGCAUGCAUACAUACAUCCAUCCAUACAUACAUAUAUAUAUAUAUAUAUAUACCCAUGGAUUGGUUCUGGCUACCCUGCAACUCCAAGGUCUUUGUUGGCCUCCUCCUCCUCCUUCUCCUCCCAGGUCCCCACCCAGCAGCUUGAGCCUGCCACGAAGGCCAACUGCUGAUCCGAAGCCGGAGGCCUGGGCCCAGUGCCCAGUGGAGCCCAUGUCCAAGGGCUUGGACAAGUACGUCCAGACGAUGUCUGACUUCUGCUCGAUCUCCAGUUGCUCCAGUGCAGUGAGGCGGCCAUCAUUGCUAACGCCUGCAAGCUGCGCCAACAGCACCAGUGACAGGCCCAAUUCCACGCGGAUCGCCUUCAGGGUCUUACCACCGGAGGAAGCCGUUGAGCUUGUCGAGUCGGAGCAGCUUCGAGCAGAUUCGCACUUCAGUCCCCUACUGCCGCCGCAGUCCUGGACUUUGCCGCAGCUCCCAGAUCUGCAGACCUCAGGUUUGCCGGCGUGGGACCCCUUCGACAUCCAGGUGGUUGAAACCACGCAGCUAAUCCCUGCACAGGCUAAUGAACCGACAGCCAUUGGCAAAAUCAACUUCAUCAAAGCACUCCUUUAUAUAUUUAAAUAUCCUUUCCACGUUGUGGUGACUGCACUCCGUUUGCAUAGGGUUGGUUGCGUUUGCACAGCGUGGCAACUGCACGAAACUUGUUGUGAUAUGCAAGCUUGGCAACGCCACGCACAAGCUUCUCGAAUGGCAAUCGCCUUUUGAAGGUAGAGGCUGUUUUCCUGAGGCCAAUUAAGUGGGCCCCCAUUGGGGAGAGUCGCUUUAGAACGAGCCCCGGCAUGGGCCUUACAGCCACGAAGUUCCGUUGAACAGAUGUAAUUUGAUUUCCCAUUCAAAUUCCAGGCCUGCAAGCUUAAGGUGUGACUUUUUCGGGUGCGAC
Molecule: messenger RNA, 1781 nt
Organism: Durusdinium trenchii
Lineage: Eukaryota; Dinophyceae; Suessiales; Symbiodiniaceae
Source: the annotation of a GenBank genome assembly